GAGGAUUGAGAGAAUGACUUUCCCACAGUAGGGCAUUGAACAUCCAUACUUCCAGAAACAUAUCGUACGACCAGCAAAAGCGGGGUACAAACCCGUCAACCCCACCAAGCCCAACCCCAAACCAACAGUCAAACGCGAACGUGCCCACCCACUCAACCAUCCCCUGCGUAUCAAGACAAUAUGCCACCCACCAAAACAAUCUGCAUCAUCGGCAUCACCGGCAACCAAGGCGCCUCCGUCGCCCGCCGCUUCCUGCAGGACCCAACCUUCCACGUCCGGGGCCUCACCCGCAACCCGCACAGCCCAACCGCCGCGGCCCUCGCCCAGCAGGGCGUGGAGCUCAUCCCCGCCGACCUCAACGACCCCGCCAGUCUCCUCCCAGCCUUCCGCGGCGCAAACAUCAUCUUCAGCGUCACCAACUACUGGGAGGCCUUCGCCAGCCCGGCGGGCCGUCAGCAGGCCGCCGCCGCCGGCAUCUCGCCUCGCGAGCACGCCUACCGUGUUGAGCGCCAGCAGGGGCAGAACAUCGCCGAUGCGGCGGCGCAGACGGUUGACUCGCUCGAUCCGAACGGGUUUCUCGUCUCCACGCUGAGCCAUGCGACGCGAUGCAGCGGCGGCCGGUUCCGGGAACUGUAUCAUUUCGAUGCCAAGGCGGAGGUGUUUCCUGAUUAUGUCCGGGAGAGAUAUCCCGCGCUGGCGGCGAAGAUGUCGUGCGUGCAGACGGGGUACUUUACCUCGAGUUAUAGGUUGGUUCCGGGGGCGUAUUUUGGGAAGGCGGAGAGCGGGGAGGAUGUGUUUGAGAUGACCUUCACCACGGCCCUGGAGGCGGUGGUGCCCCACCUCGAUGUGCAGAGUGACUUAGGUGGGUUUGUCUAUGCGGUUGCUCAGAUGCCGCCGGGGAAGAGUUACAUGGCGUGUGGGACCAGGUGCAGUUGGGCGGAGUAUAUGAGGAUUUGGGGCGAGGUGAACGCGGUGGCGGCGCGGUAUCGGCAGAUCACGCUCGAGGAGCUCAUCGACAAAGCGCCCGAGCCGGAGUUUGGUCGCGAGGUGGGGGAUAUGUUCUCCUAUUCGACGGAUCCGGGAUAUGAUGGGGGUGACGGGAGCUUGUUGAUGGCGGAGGAUAUACGAAGGACAGGUAUUGAUUGUCCCAUGACAAGCUUGCAGGAAUGGAUCAGGAAGGAAGAUUGGUCGACUAUUUUGGGUUGAGUAUGUUGAGCUAUUCUUCAGCGUGCGAUUGAUCUGGCAAGCAUCUGAAUCAUAUACAGGGAGACUCUUUGUGUUAUGGGAAAGAAAAGACUGUUUACUGAGACUGACAGGUGAACAUUCACCUGCAAACAAUGCGCAGGGACGAAUGGAGCCAAGAAUGGGGUUAUAAUUGGGAUGGGGCUGUGAACGCAGGUUAGCUACAUUGGUGCCAUAAUUUGCAGGACUUUCCACAAGGUUCCACCGAGUCAUGUUGCUAAAAUUAAUGGAUGAGAUAGAUUGCGUGAGUUGUGUAUAGUUCC
This is a messenger RNA of Aspergillus japonicus CBS 114.51, 1505 nucleotides long. Its product is annotated as NAD(P)-binding protein. Lineage: Eukaryota; Fungi; Ascomycota; Eurotiomycetes; Eurotiales; Aspergillaceae. The transcript has 4 exons. The coding region runs from base 181 to 1206 and encodes 341 amino acids. The record is from RefSeq and is a predicted model, not a curated record.